CUGUCGCUCUGUCUGUUUUUCCAGCCUAAUUCAGCUGAGGAAGUGAUGCUGCUGGACACAACAGAGUCUACCUCAGAGCUGGGCUGGACCACCUAUCCUGACACCGGGUGGGACGAGGUCAGCGUUCUGGACGACCGGGGCAAGCUCAUCAGGACCUUCGAGGUCUGCAACGUCAACCAAAACCCCCGCCUCCAAGACAACUGGCUGGCCACGCCCUUCCUGUACCGGCACUCGGCGCCGCGGGUGUUCGUCACGUUGCGCUUCUCGGUGCGCGACUGCGCCAGCCUGCGCUCCCCGUCGCCCACCUGCCGCGAGACGCUGACCCUCUACUACAAGCAGGCGGACUCGCAGAGGGAGCUGGAGCGGACCUGGGUCGCUGAGCCGUCCAGCGGAGAGCGGGACACCAGGGAGGGAUGGGUCAAGAUCGACACCAUAGCGGCGGACAAGAGCUUCUCCAAGGUGGAGCCCAGUUCCCCUCACCAGUAUCAACCCAACCGCUACCGCCGCAUCAACAUCAAGACGCGGAGCUUCGCGCCGCUCACACGCAACGGAUUCGUCUUGGCCGUCGUUGACAGCGGCGCCUGCGUCUCCCUGAUGGGCGUGUCCGUCUUCUACCGCCGCUGCCCAGCCUCCAGCCGUUACCUGGCAUCCUACCCGGCGACCCCCUCCGGGGCGGAGGCAACCGCCUUGGUGCCGGUCAGCGGCACGUGCGUCCCUCACAGCCGGGCGCAAGGGGCCGCCGCCCCCCGCAUGCACUGUAACGCAGAAGGGGAGUGGAUGGUGCCCGUAGGGGGCUGCGUCUGUGAUGAGGGCUAUGAGCCCAACCUCAACGGCUCCGCUUGCUUGGCGUGCUCGGUGGGAUACUUCAAGUCCACGUCGGGCUCAGUCCCCUGCUCCGCCUGUCCCUCCAACAGCAGGACGAGCCAGGAGGGAGCACACAUGUGUGAGUGUCGCAGCGGCUUCUACCGAGCAGCCCACGAUGCCAACUCCUCCUCCUGCACAAGUCCUCCAUCUGCCCCCGUCUCUCUCUCCUGGGAGUAUGAGAGUGGUGACGGCGGGGUGUCCCUGCGGUGGCGCCCUCCGAUGGACAUGGGUGGCCGUGACGAGGUGUGGUAUGGGGUGGUGUGCCGCAUCUGCCCCUCGGCCACCUUCAGUAAUCCGGCAUCGUGCUCCUGGUGCGGGGAGGCCGUCACGUACAGCCCCUCCCAGACCAACCUGAAGCAGACCAAGGUCACCCUCAAUAACCUGCUGACCAGAGUCACCUACCUCAUACAGGUGCAAGCCAUGAACGAGGUCUCAGCUUUUAGUCCUUUCCCACCGAGAUACACCAGCAUCAAUUUCACCACCAGCCAGUCAGUUCCCUCUACAGUUCCCAUGAUGCACCAGCUAAGUCGGGCCCCGGACUCCAUCACACUGUCCUGGCCUCAGCCUGAUAGACCCAAUGGAGACAUCCUGGAGUACCAACUCAGAUACUAUGACAAGGGUUCGGAUGAGGACAGUGCAGUAAGUGUGUACAGUGAGACCAACACAGUGACAGUCAACUCUCUGAUACCGGGAUCCAUCUACGCCUUCCAGAUCAGAGCUCGUAACGAGAGGGGCUACGGUCCCUACAGCCACACUGUCUACUUCACCACACUGGCUCUGGAGGAGCGCUCACAGCAGAUCCAGAAUCGACUGCCUCUGCUGGUUGGGUCCGUGAUGGGUGGUGCAGCCUUCCUGCUGGUCGUGGCAGCGAUAGUGGUUGUUGUGGUUUUCCGCAGUAAGAGGAGAGAGAGUCCCUACAGCGACAGGCUCCAGAGGUACAUCAGUAACAGAGGUGGAAUAAAAUAUUAUGUGGACCCGUCCACUUAUGAGGACCCUAGUGAGGCGGUCAAGGAGUUUGCCCGGGAAAUAGACCCCACACACUUGAAAAUUGAGGAGGUGAUCGGUGCAGCCCAGUUUGGGGAGGUCUCUCGGGGCCGUUACCGUCCGCUGGGGCGCAGGGAGUUGCUGGUGGCGGUGAAGACCCUACGCUGGGGGGUGACUGACAGAGAGAGGGGUAUGUUCCUGAGUGAGGCAGGGGUCCUGGGCCAGUUUGACCACCCCAACGUGCUGAAACUGGAAGGGGUGGUCACCCGCAGUCCCCCGGAGAGGAUUAUCACUGAGUUUAUGGAGAACGGGCCCCUGGAUGCCUUCCUCAGGGAGAAUGAAGAUCAGUUCAGCAUUCUUCAGCUGGUCGGGAUGCUGAGGGGUGUAGGCGCAGGGAUGCGCUACCUCGCAGACAGAAACUUCGUCCACCGAGACCUGGCAGCCAGGAAUGUGCUGGUCAACUCCAACCUGGUGUGUAAGGUGUCUGACUUUGGCCUGUCACGACUCAUGAGGGGCCUGGACCACAACAUGCCCACCUACACUGCCUCGCUGGGCAGUAAGAUUCCCGUGAGGUGGACGGCCCCUGAGGCCUUCCAGCACCGCAAGUUCAGCUCGGCCAGCGAUGUCUGGAGCUUUGGCGUGCUAAUGUGGGAAGUGAUGUCGUACGGAGAGCGUCCCUACUGGGACAUGAGCAACCAGGAGGUGAUGAAAGCAGUAGCAGAACAAUACCGUCUUCCAGCCCCCCAUAAUUGCCCUCCAGCCCUCCACACUUUGAUGCUGCAGUGCUGGCAGGCCGAUAGAGGGGACCGGCCGGGUUUUGACUCACUCCUCUCCUCCUUGGACAGGCUUAUUAGGCACCCUGCCUCCCUCAAGGCAGAAACGGCUCGAAGCUGCUCCCAGCCCCUACUGAGCCCCACCCCCACAGACCUGUCCUCAGUGGCAACAGUGGGCGAGUGGCUAACGGCACUCAGGAUGGAGAGAUAUAAGGAUGAAUUUGACCGGGCACACCUGGACACGUUAGACAGAGUCAGCAGGCUCACUAUGGAGGACGUCCAGAAUCUGGGGGUGAACCUCCUGGGCCACCAAAGGAAGAUCGUCAGUGCCGCUCAGCAGCUUAGAGCCCACCUGACGCAGGGACAGGUGGAGGUGUGAGAUCCACCGACACACAGUGCCAUGGAUUUGAUGGUUUUUCGUGUUUCUUCAGCGGUUGUGUCUGACUUCGCCAACGUUCUCUCUGACUGAGCAAAUGUUCUGCCAAAACAAAAGGAAAAAGAAUUAGCCUUUGCACAGCAAUAGCAUUGUGUGCCAGUGCGUAUUCUGAUAGUAAACCUGACACGAUAGCCGGGAAGGGUGAAAAAGACAAUUUUACUCUCCAAACCAACCACUGACUUGAAACAAUAGAAGUUAAGAGAGAAGCACUGUGGGAGCUGCAGUCCAAGUGAAAGCGAGAUCAGAGAGGACAGUUGCUGAGAAGAAGCGGAACCUUAAGGAGUCUUCGAUGUGUUUUAUGAUGUUUCACUUAAUCGCUGUUUGCCUUUUUUUACCCGGCUCCAACACGCCGCCGCCUCAUUCUCUCGUCCGCAUUUCCACUCCUGAGUUGUCUCACCGUUGUCUCUCCUAAAACACUUCCCAGUUUUCCCGCCCUGAUUCAGAGGAAUAAAAAUGUUAAAAUGUGCUGUUUUCUUACUUUAUUUUCUUUCUUUUUGGAAUAUGGGGACAAAGAAUUGCGUGAAGACAAUCAAAAUCUUUUUCCUGGUGUCAGUUUUGUUCAAUUAUUUGUAAAGCUAGAUCGCUUCUUCUCUUCUAAAAAUUCUUAAAAGGGCAAUUGGAGGAAACAUUUUGGUUAAAAGCAGUUUAGCAUUUGCCACCUCGUGGCCUAUGGUGUCUGUUCAAAUCUAGUGGCUUAGAAUAUUAGCAUUAUUCGAUUUUCAUGUUCCUGGCCAGGGGUGCUGCCCUGGCCAGGAACAUGGCGCAGUGGUUAGCGCAGUCACCUCACAGCAAGAAGGUCGUGGGUUCAAGCCCCGGGGUAGUCCAACUUUGGGGAGGUCGUCCUCUGUGUGGAGUUUGCAUGUUCUCCCCGUGUCUGCGUGGGUUUCCUCCCACAGUCCAAAGACGUAGGUCAGGUGAAUCGGCCGUACUAAAGUGUCCCUAGGUGUGAAUGUGUGUGUCUGCCCUGUGAUGGCCUGGCGGCCUGUCCAGGGUGUCUCCCCGCCUGUCGCCCAAUGACUGCUGGGAUAGGCUCCAGCAUCCCCGCGACCCUGAGAGCAGGAUAAGCAGUUUGGAUGAUGGAUGGAUGUUCCUGGCCAAAUGGCGUCGGGCACCAAUUUGAAAUCAAUGCCAAACGCCGACUGUGAUCAAAAGUAAAUGGUUACACAGACGUAGCGGCCUUUAUCUGAGAUUUAAGGAAACCGUUGAUCUUCCAGGCCGAGCCACAGUCAGAGAGAGCACAGCAUGUUUGCAUAAUUCACUCCCACUUGGCACAUAGCGGGUGUGUCGUGACCGCCGAGCACACCGUGGCCGUCGCUGUCGAGAUGAUGGACUUCUGUGGAGUCCAUCAUCUGGACUGCGAACACGAGCCUCCGUCCAGUAUGAAAAAUAGGAACAGCACCCUCGUCGUUGUGCACACUUCACACGCCACUUCCUUUUCUGUUUGAGUGCCAGAGCGAUGUCACUGCAGCAUAUAAGCAUUGUGAAUGUGUGAAAUGGUUUAACUGGACAUGUUUGUGAACAUCUGAUUUCCACAAGAGGGAAGGCCAUGUAAUGCUUUGUUUUGUCUGUAAAAUGUGUGUCUGCCGUCUCUGUGGCAGUGUGGUUGUGUAUAUGCUAUACAUGAGUGUGUGCGUGUGUGUGUGUGUUUGCACAUGCAUGAGAGUGAUUUGAGUGUGUCAGGCUACACACAUGAUUAGUUGUGUUAAUUUGUACAAGUCUUCACCAAUAUACCACAAAUGU
Lampris incognitus (smalleye Pacific opah) is the source of this 4797-nucleotide messenger RNA. RefSeq names its product eph receptor B6 (gene ephb6). The record is from RefSeq and is a predicted model, not a curated record. Gene Ontology annotation, cellular component: plasma membrane; neuron projection. NCBI's taxonomy places the organism in Eukaryota, Metazoa, Chordata, Actinopteri, Lampriformes, Lampridae. The coding region runs from base 46 to 3000 and encodes 984 amino acids. Gene Ontology annotation, molecular function: protein binding; ATP binding; transmembrane-ephrin receptor activity. The transcript has 19 exons. Gene Ontology annotation, biological process: cell surface receptor protein tyrosine kinase signaling pathway; protein phosphorylation; central nervous system projection neuron axonogenesis.